UUGUGCGGAUUGAGAUUUAACCGACAGUUAUUCGUUCAGUGUGUUUCACGGUGUGAAACAGACAAGAUUGCGACAGAAACGGAGAGAACGAUUUUUUCGGACUGACCCCUCGGAAAACGACUUAUCCCUCGAGGCACACCCUCCCGGGACAUCUGACCAUGGACAUUCUAUACGAUAGUGACCACAAACUCGGCGAAAUGGAAGACUCAUCAAUGGGAGAGAUUCUAGAUCACGAAAACUUUCAAUCCCCAACUUCACUGAGCUCGGAUGGAUACAUGGAUAAUGAUUGGCUGGACAGUUUAUUUGAGGAUCCGGUUCUGAACGACAAGAUGAUAACGGAUGCUGUACAACCUCCGCGGAUUCACUCGGAACACAGUUACUCCAUUAACGACAGUGUACCGUCGUCUCCGCUUGGACUCGGGAAACUCGAAGAUUUGGAUAGUGAAUUUUUUGGAAGCAAUCAGGCUUUAGACCUCACCAACAAAACCAACCUGACAACCGGCGGACAGGAAGUGACCAUCAAAACUGAGUUACCAGAAGUGGAACCGGUGGACCCGAUGUUAACCACAGUGACUACCAUGACAACCCGGACACUGACCGUGACAAAACAACCAACCAUCAUUCUGGCCGCCUCCCCCUCCCAGCUCCAAACCCAGCACUCCAUCUCAUCACCCAUAGUAACCAUCAAAACGGAACCCGUGGACCCCUUGUCUGAAGCCAUGGAGCAAACAGUAAAUGUGGACAGCCUGAUCAUGCCCCCCACACCCCCCAGUAGUGCCUCCAGUGACAGUGAGGGGGGACAGAGUCCUCAGCAAUCGGCGCCCUCUAGUCCGGUCCGACAACUGCCACACUCGCGUCAUUCUCUCUCCCCCAACAGCAAAUCAUACUCACAACCAUUGUUCACCAGUCCGAUUCCUCAGUCAGGUCUCCUUAUCUUAUCUGAAGAGGAAAAAAGGACUCUCAUCUCGGAAGGUUACCCCAUACCAAAUAAACUCCCCCUGACAAAGCAGGAGGAGAAAAACCUGAAAAAGAUACGCAGAAAAAUUAAAAACAAGAUCUCUGCACAAGAAAGCAGAAGAAAGAAAAAAGAAUAUUUAGAAGCUUUAGAGAAACGGGUGGAAGCUUUCUCUCAGGAGAACAACGAUCUGAAGAAGAAAGUGGACUCAUUAGAGAACAACAACCGGUCACUGCUCGGUCAGUUACAGAAACUUCAGGCCCUGGUGGGAAAGGUCUCCCGACAUGGGGGUACUACGACACAAACAGGAACAGUGCUAAUGGUGUUGGUGUUAUGCUUUGCCGUGUUUUUGGGGAGCUGGACUCCUUCGUCCUUCAACAUCGGCUAUUCCUCGGGCUCAGCAGCAAUGGAGGGAAUGUCGUUCUUCGCUAAUCCUCGCCUCAUGGAGCCGGGGAUAAAGAUGGGGCCCUCUGUACAAGACGCCAAGGUGGACAUCUACUCCACCCCAUCUAUGAAAUCUCGAGUUCUGCUGUCCCUGCGAGAGGAGGAAGACUUGACUUGGUAUCACCCGUACGGCCCUCCCACGCCGCGAAGCCAGCAAGAAUUCUCGGAUCCUGAGAGGGAGGGCAUAGAAACAAACCAAAAGGACACAAAUCCAUCAGAGCCAGUGGUGGUAGGGCCCCUGGAGGUGGUAACUGUAGACCAGAGGCUCCACCAGGCCAACUGCUCCUCCCGAAAACACGCAGGGGAUGUCCACCCCGAUAUCUCCGGUCCUAUAGGACUCAGGAAUCCGUGUAUAGAACGAUCCGUGGAGACAGAAACGUCCUAAAGCUUCUCGCGGGCAUUACACCACACGACAGACUGUAUUAAGUGCUGCUAUUUCUAUUGUGGAUUACUACUACUUUGGGGACUUUAUUAUCCAUUUAGGUUGUUCUCUGCUUUUCAUUUCAUUUUUUGAGAGAUUUUGUCUGUCUCCUUUUUUCAAUCUUUUUUUUUAGAUUUUUUUUUUUACUUUCAUUUUGCCCUUUUUUAUGUUCUGGAGGUUUUUUGUGUAAGGACCAGGUUUUCAUUAUAUGCAUUGUAAAUAUAACAUUUUUUCUCAAUGUGUGUGAGCGAUUGUGUAUGAGAAGGGAGGUCAAUCCUGCUUUAUUAUUCUUGGGCAUGUUUAUCGCUUUUUGAAUUAUCUUCAAGAACUGCAGGGAACAUGCGACAAGGUGCUUGUUACUUGUUAUGUAUUUAUUGAUAAAUAUUAAUUGUUAAAUAUGCUUUAUUAAAUCUCAUUAAGUUAUUGCAUUAUAUACAUGGAGGGUUUUGUGAUAAUGGGCAAGGUGUGACUGAAAGAAAAUUUGAAAGAGAAUUUAAACUAAAGUUGUUUUGGUUAAGAUUUUAAUGUUAGUCAGUUGAGGUAGUUUACAUUUGGUUUUAAAGCCUAAGUUUUGGUUCCAUAUGUCAAUAGGAAAUCAUGAGUGUAAUCAAUAUGUUGUGCUUGGAAUUUCAGAGAUCACUUACUAUAUUUUUGUAAGCUUAAACAGUAUUAGGAAAAACGUUGUAUUCAAACAUAUCUACUGCAUCAAAGUACUAACCUCAUAGUCUAACUGGUACAUAUAUCUAUAUGUAUAUGCAUGAAAUGUAUUUUUGUUUUUAUUCAGAUAUUUUACAGUAAAUGUAAAAUGGAUUAUGUUAAUGACAGGCCAAGUGCAUUCAAUGAUCGGAGAUGUAAAUUUUAUUUAUCCAUUGUUUGUCAUGAACAUUUUACCGCAUUUUAAUGACCCUAGUCAUGGAUUGUAUAUAGAUUAUUUAUUGUUGGGUUUGACAAGAUCUCCAAAAAGGAAAUGAUUUCAUUUUAAAUAUUGUCAACCUCUGAUAAAACAAUAUUUCAGUUCUUUGUCUUGUCAAAAAUGACAACGUGGAAAUUCCAGGAUUCCACUGUCACUUCUCUGGUUGUGGGUUCAUCAUUACUUAGAGAAACGGACAUUGUAGACUAGCUCUUCUCACAGCCAGGCGUAGACAACUCCUGACUAGCUCUUCAGUGGGGCAGGGGUCGAUCACUCCUGACUAUUGGGAAGAGACCUUGGGCAUAAUCUUUGUACAUGUAUAUAAAAUGCAACCAUGUCAUGCAAUAUAAUAUUAAAUCACAUAUAUAUCAAUAAAAUAUAUAAAGAGCAUCGAAAA
This is a messenger RNA of Saccostrea cuccullata (small rock oyster), 3127 nucleotides long. Its product is annotated as cyclic AMP-responsive element-binding protein 3-like protein 2. Lineage: Eukaryota; Metazoa; Mollusca; Bivalvia; Ostreida; Ostreidae. Gene Ontology annotation, biological process: regulation of transcription by RNA polymerase II. The coding region runs from base 159 to 1784 and encodes 541 amino acids. The transcript is spliced from 9 exons. Gene Ontology annotation, molecular function: DNA-binding transcription factor activity, RNA polymerase II-specific; cAMP response element binding. The record is from RefSeq and is a predicted model, not a curated record.